GGGCACUUUUUUUCAACAUCCGCAGGGGAUUCCUCAGCUUAAUGGAUCGAAUGCCGGUUCUACUCCUUGCAAUCCUCCAUCUCCAUCUUAGCUGUGCUAACGUAGAGAAGGUACAGCUUCAGGUGGUCGUCAACAGCACGCUCUGCAGUGUCACAUGUGGCAUGGGCAUCAAGGUGCACACGGUUUGCACGAUGAAAGAUGGUGAGAAGGCCGUGGAGAAAACGAAAGGGAGUGCAGAAGCAGUUGAGGCGAUGGAACAGUGUCACGACGUGAAAGUCAAGUGUCGAGAGUCAUGGCAGUGUGGACUCAAGACCGUUACCGUGACAACAGGAGAGAAACUGAAACUGGAUUGUCUGGUGGAGGACACGAAGAAGAUGGAGCAUUCAUGGAGGGUAACAUGGCACCGCGCCACAGGGGUGAUCAGCUCUGACGACUUGCUUUUUGCCCGCUGGGACAAUCCACAGCUGGACCUGGUCAUUCUGAACCCGGUCAGGGAAGAGCACGCAGGAACAUAUCGCUGUGACGUGCUUGAUGCCAAUUUCAGAAGGUUGAAAACGGUUUACUGGGGUGUCCGAGUGCUGCCAAAGGGGAUCCUGAAUCUGGACUAUGACCACGCUCAGAGUGUGUGGGACUCACCUUGGAACUGGAAAAAGUACAUUAUGUCAAGGAUCCUUGAUUCGCCGAUCCUGUGGCUUUACAUUAUGAUGACCUUUCUGAGCCUUCUCAACGUGGGAGCGGUGCUCUUCCUAGCGGUGAGAAUCUUGAAGAAAAGAGGCUCAUUUAAGAUCACUGAGGAUGCAAACUGCCCCGAGACAAUGACAGAGCUGUGACAGCUACAGGUUAAGGGACCAUGUGCUUGGCAACACAUUAAGCGUUUCAGGAGUAAAGACUAGGGGGCUACCA
Hippocampus comes (tiger tail seahorse) is the source of this 903-nucleotide messenger RNA. RefSeq names its product transmembrane protein 81 (gene tmem81). The record is from RefSeq and is a predicted model, not a curated record. Bases 42 to 830 code for a protein of 262 amino acids. The transcript has 6 exons. Lineage: Eukaryota; Metazoa; Chordata; Actinopteri; Syngnathiformes; Syngnathidae.